Messenger RNA from Malassezia pachydermatis, 1005 nucleotides. Its product is annotated as serine arginine-rich splicing factor 4 isoform x1. The transcript has 3 exons. Gene Ontology annotation, cellular component: cytoplasm; nucleus; ribonucleoprotein complex. Gene Ontology annotation, molecular function: mRNA binding. The coding region runs from base 1 to 1005 and encodes 334 amino acids. NCBI's taxonomy places the organism in Eukaryota, Fungi, Basidiomycota, Malasseziomycetes, Malasseziales, Malasseziaceae. The record is from RefSeq and is a predicted model, not a curated record.
AUGUCUGAAGGGCCGACUCGAUUGUACGUGGGCCGUUUGGCACCAAACGCCACGCGUGACGAUCUCGCGGACCUCUUUAGAAACGUCGGUCGCAUUGUCGAUAUCCGUGUUCUGAACGGUUUUGGCUUUGUUGAAUUUGGCGAUGCUCGCGAUGCGGACUAUGCUGUGCGCGACUUUGAUGGUACCAUGUUCAUGGGUGACCGCAUCAUCGUGCAGCCUGCCAAGCAGCCUGCGCGUCGCGAUCGCGACCGGGACGAUUACGGCCGUGGACCGCGUGGCCGUGACCGCGACCGCGAUGGCUACGGCCCACGCGGUGGCUAUGAGCGUGGCCCACGUCAACCACGUGGACCUCGUCGUGGUCAGUACCGUUUGAUCAUUUUCAACCUGCCGGAAGGCACGAGUUGGCAGGAUCUCAAGGACAUUGGUCGCGACCAUGGUCAUGUCACCUUCUCGGACAUCAACCCGGCUCAUCCUGAUGAGGGUGCCCUGGAAUUCGACAACCGUGACGACUAUGAGCGUGCCCUUGCUCGCAUUGAGGGUACGGAGUUCCGUGGUGUUCGUUUGCGUGUUGAGCCGGAUGGCGAAGUUCCCCCACCACUACCUGCCGAUGAGGGCUACGUCGACCGCCGUGAGCGCAGCCCUGACAGUCGUUACCGUUACGAUGACUACCGUUCUGGUGAUCGCUACCGUGAUGAGCCGCGUGGUGAUCGCUACCGUGGUGACCGUUACCGUAGUGACCGCUACCGUGACAACCGCUACCGUGACAACCGCCGCGAUGCGCCUCGCGAGGAGCCUGAGGCACCUACCGAUGCGCCUCCAGCACCGGUGAAUGAGGAAGGCAGUGACGUGCCGCCGCCACCGCCCCAAGAGGAGGCGCCUGCUGCGCCUGUGCCUGCGGACGAACCUGCCUCGGAACCUGUGGCCGAGCAUGCUGAGCCCACUACGGAGGAGGCGGAUCCUGCACCGGCGCCGGAGGCGGAGACGGCAGAGCCUACGGAACCGUAA